AGCUAGCUACAAAACAUCUUAUCUAUAGUCUGAAUACCAAUUUUAUGCAAAUGUUUAUUUUUAUUUCAAGUUGACAAGCUAUAUAGUCACCAGGGGAAUAAUUUGCCGUGCUCGUGACAUGUAUUUUGUCUGUAAAAACCUGUUGCUUCCAAAAUGUGCAUCUUUAACAGAGCUAGUGUUAGCUAGCUUGAUAAUACUGUACCACAGAACAAUGAGGUUAGGUUAUACACAUCUUUGACUGUACUCUCGUUGGUACCAGUCUGCCUGCUCCAACUCAGCUGUCACAACUUUCUCUGUAUCGAGAGUUCUCCAACACCAACAUGGGUUGGAGUUCCUACAUGACUAUAUCUCCAUGUUUACAGCCCGUGUUUACAGAUGACAGACAAGAGGGACCAUUUGUUCUAAGAAAAGGACUUCUCAACCUUGUCAGGGUGUGGACAAGACUAGUAAAUUAAUGGCUCCUUUCUGAAACCAACACUGCACAAUAAGGAUCCAGCAUGUUAAACUCAGGGUUCAUCCCCAUAUUCUUCAAGCUGAGACAAUAACAGAGCUUCUGCAUUCAUCUGUGGGAGUCACAGCAUGGGUAUCCUGAGGGUUCUAGUCAACACUAUGGGUAGAGUCAGCACCUUCAGGUCCUAUCAGUUUGUCCUCCUCCUCACGGCAGCGCUGGCCGUUGUAGCCUUCUACUUCUUUGGGUCGGAGAGGCAUGAUUUCUCCAGCACCACCAAGCGCAUCAAGCAGACCCAGGCCAGCCACAACACCAACCGGAACGAUGCAGACCUUUCCUUGGACACCAGGCUGGUGCACCCUGAGGGAGGAGAGUUGGAGAGGGAUGGAGAGGAGGGUGAAGUCAGGGCUAGGAGGGCAGACAGUGGGCAUGAGGUCAGCCAGUACUACCAUGCCCUCAUGAUGUUCACGAAGGUGGACAAGAGCCGAAGCUUGCAGGAGAAGUUCCGGGUGGCCAUGUUAUCCAUGGCGAAAUACAGCCUCUUCCUGGACAAAGAGGUGCUUGUCCUUCAUUUUGUGAGCGACGAGGCCAGCCGAGAGCUGGGCGAGAGGAUGCUCCCGGAGCUGCUCCUCGUCGGAACUUUUCAGUAUGAGGUGGUGUUCCAUGACGUGGGGGUCCUGAGCCAGAAGCUCUUCCCCAUCGUGGAGGCCAUGCAGAAGCACUUCAGUGCCGGCUCCGGGGCCUACUAUAGUGACGCCAUCUUCUUCCUGUCAGUGGCCAUGCACCACAUCAUGCCCGCAGAUCUGCAGCGCAUUGUACAGCUGGACCUGGAUCUGAAGUACAGGAGCAACAUCAGGGAGCUGUUUCUGGAGUUUGAUCGAUUCCCUCUCGGAGCUGUGAUCGGCAUCGCCCGAGAGAUGCAGCCGGUAUACAGACACACCUUCUGGCAGUACCGUAAGGAGAACCCUCAGUCCCGUGUGGGGGAGCCUCCUCCCGACGGCUUGCCGGGCUUCAACAGUGGAGUGAUGCUGCUGGACCUAGGGGCCAUGCGGACCUCGGCCCUCUACAACCAACUCCUGGAGCCCAGAAACGUGGCCCAGCUGGCUGACCAGUACCACUUCAGGGGCCACCUGGGGGACCAGGACUUCUUCAGCAUGAUCGGCAUGGAACACCCAGGGCUGUUCCACCAGUUGGCCUGUGGCUGGAACCGCCAGCUGUGUACCUGGUGGAGGGAGCAUGGAUACGGGGACGUGUUCCAGCUCUAUUACCGCUGUGAGGGGCCAGUGUAUAUCUACCAUGGAAACUGUAAUACGCCCAUACCCGAUGACUGAGUUGGGACCUCGUAAUGUGUUUCCCUAAAUGGUGGGUCUGUUUUGUGGUUAACUCAUUGGAAGUUGUGGCUCAAGACUGGGUUCUGGAUAGAAAGAAGAUAUUAGCUACACAACUUUCUGGGUCACAACAAAACUCCAAAAAAGGCCUUAGUUUGGCCAUGUGGCAACAAAAGUUUUGGAACCAAAACCAUUUCUGUACUGUACCACUGCUACUGUAAACAUUGCUCCCACUCCUGCCCCCUGCUGGACAGGUGUGCAAUACAGUCAGUACAAGGCAUCUCACUCACUCCACUAAUGUCAAGUGAUGCUAAUGAUAAACGUGGAGCAUAAAGAGACCUUGCUGGUGAAAAUUGCCGAAUGCCAUACUUUGUUCUCUCAGUUCACUUUUUGGAACAUUUAACAUUCUUGAAAAAUGUUGGACUGUGGUAUAAAAAAGAAUGGUUAGCAUGCAUAAGAGAAAAUGGCAAACCUUCACCAACAAAAAUAACUCUUGACAUUGAAAAUUCCUGACAAACUGUAAUAAUACCCUGGCGUAAUGUAUGAGAGAAUAUGAGCUCAUUAGUGUGAGUAUUUUAUCUGUGCUAAUGUGUUUGCUGUGUAUCAUGGUAGUCUGUCUGGAUUUGUCUGUCUCUCUCUCUUUUCUCCCUCUAAUCAGCGCAAGAUUAGGUGAGGGUUAAUAAUCAGUGCUCCUUCACUGCCCGCCCCGGAGUAGUGAACUACAUGUAGUUCAACUAGUGAUUUAACUACAUUUUGCAGUAGGUUGGUGGUAGUUUAACUAAAUUCAAAUCUUGGUAGUGUUUUCAGUAGUUAAUUACUUGUUUUGCUAUGUAGGGAUGUAGAUAACUACUGGAAUUACACACUAGUUCUUUUGCAAAAAUAAAAUAUAUGUGCUGUAUGCAAUCAUUUCAUUUCUUUUACAAAGCAUCAGACCUGCGUAAAUCUCACUUGAAACAUAAUUUUUGUGUUAAAUAGGCAAAUUUACACCUUCUGGUUGCAUAUCACCCCAAAGUGUAGUCUAUGGCAUUUCAGAUUUUUUCAUCUAGUAGUGUGGAUGUAGUGAAGUACUUUUUCAAAGUAACUUUAGUUAACCUCACUAGGGUAUGUGUGACGGUAGCGUCCCACCUUGUCAACAGCCA
Messenger RNA from Salvelinus namaycush (lake trout), 2915 nucleotides. RefSeq names its product xyloside xylosyltransferase 1-like. Lineage: Eukaryota; Metazoa; Chordata; Actinopteri; Salmoniformes; Salmonidae. The record is from RefSeq and is a predicted model, not a curated record. Gene Ontology annotation, molecular function: UDP-xylosyltransferase activity. The transcript is spliced from 6 exons. Bases 580 to 1779 code for a protein of 399 amino acids.